GUUCAUUGAGAGGACCGAUCAGGUCUGGUUCGUGCGCAAAAAUUUUGAAGUAUUAUUUUAUUAGGUAGUUAAUUUUGAUAAAUAUUCGGCAGUGACCUCGGUGCCAUUUUUUUUUAAAAGUUUAUUAAUGACAAUGAUUGAAUUCGUACUAACUUUGAUAAAAAUAGCCUUUGGGGCAACUACAUACAUUGUUAAAGCAAAAUGUCUCAAACUAUGGCCUCCGGCUGAUCGUCCGAUUGUGACAGUUCGUCAAGGAAAACUUCGUGGAAUGACAGCGACUCUUCCGAAUGGAUCACGUUAUCAUUACUUCAAGGGCGUUCCAUACGCUAAGCACCCGAUUGGACAGCUGCGAUUUAAGCCCCCAGUGCCGCUGGAUACUUUCGAUACGCCUGUGGUCGAGUGCUUAUUAGAGCGUAGCGAUUGCGCUCAGCAAGAAAUUUUUACCAAACGGGCUUUUGGAUCGGAGAAGGGUCUCUACAUGAAUAUUUACACACCGGAUUUUAACACUACCACCGGCUCUCAGAAGUAUCCUGUUAUGAUCUAUAUUCAUGGUGGUGGCUUUCUGUCCGGUACCGGAAGCAGCAUAUUUUACAACCCGCUUCAUUUGAUACAAGAAGGCGUAAUUGUGGUUACGAUGAACUAUCGGCUGGGACCACUUGGAUUUCUUAGUUUGCCAAGUGCCGGGAUCGCAGGAAAUGCUGGACUUAAAGAUCAACUACUGGUGUUCAAAUGGGUGAAUGAAAACAUACACCAGUUUUGUGGUGAUCCUGACAACGUGACUGUGUUUGGGGAAAGUGCCGGUAGUAUAUCAGCGUAUCUGCAUUAUCUGUCGCCAAACUCAAGAAAAUAUUUCCACCGAGUAAUUUGUCAGAGCGGAAUACCUUGCUGCGAGACAUUCUUCCAGAUUUCUGCAAGUCAAAAGGCACGAAAGUUAGCCAACAUUUUAGGAUACCAUGGAACCACCGAUGAGGAAGUAUUAGAAACCUUACUCAAAGCAUCGCCAAAAUCUUUAAUCGAUAAUCAGGAUAAAGUAUUAACCAGUGAAGAGAAAAGUUUGGGGAUUAAAUUUGCCUUUUUGCCAGUUAUUGAAGAUAUUUUCAGUGAAGACAGCAUCAUCACCCAGACUCCGGAAGAAAUAAUAAAAUCUUCAAUUAGUCUCGAUAUGCCCCUUAUCGAUGGAUGCAAUAGUGGCGAGGGAAUUCUUUCCUUGUUUCUAAUGAGCAGUUCGAUUCAUUUGGGAAAUAAAGAACCGGAACGAUUUGUACCUCAAUUGCUGGGCACAUCCGAACGUCUAGAUCGUGUUGAAGUUGGAAAACUCAUUCGCAAAUUUUAUUUUGGUGACGAACCAGUAACAAAAAAUACAUGUGAGCAAAUAAGUGAUGUAAUGGCCGAUAACUAUUUCUUUACCAACUCGAUGAUCAACGCCGAAUGGAUGGCUAAAUAUCAACCAAAUACUCCUCAUUAUCACUAUAGAUUUACAUUCGAUGGGCGUUUCAGUUUUGCGAAACGAUUGUUCAAACAAACCCAUGUUAAGGGAGCCUGUCACGGGGAUGACGUUUUCCAUAUAUUCAGCCCGAUAUUCCUACCAAAUCUACCAGACGACAGCCCGGAAUGCCGCAUUCGGCACACAUUUGUAAAACUUUGGACCAACUUUGCCAAAUAUAACAAUCCCACUUCUGACAGUGAUUCUUUGGGCUUUAUGUGGAAACCCAUUGCAAAAAUUGAUACAGAGACUGAUGAGUUCAGGCUGGACUGUUUGGAGAUUGACACCAACCCUAGAAUGAUACAAAACCCAUACCCAGAGCGUCUCAAGUUCUGGAGAGAGCUACUACAGCAGUACAGGCCAAAUUUUCUAUGAAUAGUAUUUAUUGUAAGUUAGUUAGAUGUGUAAAUUAUUUUGUCGAAAAGUUUGAGAUAGCAUAGAAUACAGAUACACAGGCUCGCAUAUGUAUUGUGUGUAAAAUUUUAAAUAAGCAGCGUGGCGAAUACUUGCAGAUGUCACCGUGAUCAACACUAUUUUGAGUGUUGCAUUUAUAACACGCCACUAUUUUGAAUGCUACAUCCACUUUCCAUUUAAAUUCACGUGAAAACUGUAAAUGAAGUUGUCUUUUACACUAAUGGAAAUCAUGUGAGAAGUGUUCAAUUUGUUGGAGUUAGGAUAUUCCUAUUACUGGCGUACCGAGGCAAUAUCUGUUAUCGGUAGUGAUAGAUCAUAAUCUGCAUUAAUGAUACUUUUAUAUAUACUUAAAUAAGAAUCAAUGAAAUAAAAAAAUGUUU
This is a messenger RNA of Malaya genurostris, 2277 nucleotides long. Its product is annotated as esterase B1-like. Bases 128 to 1858 code for a protein of 576 amino acids. NCBI's taxonomy places the organism in Eukaryota, Metazoa, Arthropoda, Insecta, Diptera, Culicidae. The record is from RefSeq and is a predicted model, not a curated record. The transcript has 5 exons.